Molecule: messenger RNA, 1428 nt
Organism: Melampsora larici-populina 98AG31
Lineage: Eukaryota; Fungi; Basidiomycota; Pucciniomycetes; Pucciniales; Melampsoraceae
Exons: 9
Coding region: 40-1053 (337 amino acids)
Molecular function (GO): hydrolase activity, acting on ester bonds
Source: RefSeq, a predicted model, not a curated record
CUCAAUAAUAUUCCGUCUUUAACGUUUCUCUUUUCUUUAAUGGCAAACCUUCGUUUCUGCACCGUCCAUUCGUUUCGAUACCAAUUAAUUCGCCUUGCGAUAUCCUAUUUCUGUGUUUUUAAUUUCACCGCCAAGUGUAGCUCAGUACUUCCACGCGCUGCAGGCGCUCAAUAUACAAGCCUGAUCACAUUUGGCGAUUCUUUCACGUCCAAUGGCCGUAACGCAGAUCCUUUGAUGAAUGAAUUAUACGCUCCUCUGGGGGAGAAAGGUAGGGCGGUGAAUUGGCCAAAUAUCUUUUUGAAAGACGUGAAUUCUACCGGCACCGCUGCUAAGCUGUACAAUUACGCAUUCAACGGCGCGCCUGCUAACAGCAACCUAACCUAUAUGGGUAUCGUACCAGACACUCGAACACAAAUCGAGAUGUUCAUGACCGACUCAAAAGCUGGAAAAAUUGAUAGAGGCGGAGGCCGAGUAUUGUACACCAUGUGGGUAGGCAUUAACCCGUUGAAAUCCAUCUGGUUCGACGCUUGCGAUCCUCAACGGAAUGGGGGCAAGGGUGCACAACAUCCUACGGAUCCGCUCUUCGUGAAGGCUGUUCAAAGAGUACAGCAAGAGAUAGAUGAAGUCAGUUAUCAAAUGAACCGUCUACGAUCAAUUUCCACGGUGGACAAAUACGUGGUCAUCACAGUACCCGAUCUCAGUGACGCCGCUAACUUCCAAGAUGCGAUAAAAGUAUGGACAAAGGGUGACGUGACAAAGGCAAAAGACUUGGUUAAACUUUUGCAAUUACUUACCCAACAAUACAACAAGGGACUGCGGUCUGUUAUCACAACCUCAAAUACUUUUCUAUACGAUAUUUCCAACCUGUGGAAUUCGAUCCGCUCAUCUCCCCAAAAGUAUGGGUUUAAAAACGUGACCGGGCGGUGCUACGACGCGAACAAGGUUGUGUGUUCCAAUCCCGAUGAAUACCUCUAUUGGGAUCACAUCCAUCCAACUCCCCAUGCGCAUAGACUCAUUGGGAAUGACAUAUAUAGAUUUGCCGAGGCUCUUUGAUGAUGAUCCAAUGCUUUCGUGGCGUACUUGUUUGGUCUAGUCUACUGGUUUAUCUAGUGACUUAGAGCAUACCAACCAUUCUAUACCUUAUUCUCAUGAGGCGGCUUAUCUCAAUGAGAAGAGGUAUAAGUACAUUGUAGAUUUCUUGUGGCAUGUAUUGGUACAUACUAUGUUUAUAUUGAUUUGUGAGGUUUUUGGUGUCAAAAGCUUAUUUAUUUUUCAUGUUUCCAUCCUAAUAAUUUUCUCAUCUCAUUGGACAAUAAGGAAAACCCUUCAUGAUGGCAUAUGCAAGUCUUCUUCUCUUCCAUCCUCAUGAUUGCACUUAUAGAUUGAAGUGAGGUGCAGGGUUUUUCAUCUUGGGCCUCUUCACUGCUG